UUCAGACUUUCAAGUUUCAGCCUCUCUUUGUGUUUUUUUCUUCUCUUUUUGUUUGUUGUUGGGUUAGAGGCAAUUUUAGCUUCUCAGCCUCUCUGGUUUUGUUUUUGUUUUUGUUUGUUUGUUUGUUUGUGUAAUUUUUAUUUUUUAUUUAAUUUGCUGUCAAGCCGUUGUGGGUUCAAACAAACAAGAAAUGACCCACUUGUACAUCCACAACUUAAUUCAUAAUCUUAAUAUAUAAUUGCAGAGUUUGAAGCUCCCCAUGUUCGUGGUAUUUUCUUCUUUUCUCUUCCUCUAUAUAUCAUAAAAGUUCCUCCUUCAUCUACUCUCACGGCUCCUCGGGUUAAUCUCCUCAUGGCGGCUUUGAACGGCGCAGCCACAGAUCUCAAAUCCACAUUUCUCAAGGUUUACUCUGUUCUAAAAUCUGAGCUUCUUCAAGAUCCAGCUUUCGAGUUCAAUGAUGAUUCUCGACAAUGGGUAGAGCGGAUGCUGGACUACAAUGUACCUGGAGGGAAGUUGAAUCGGGGACUCUCUGUUGUCGAUAGCUACAGGUUGCUGAAAGAUAAGAUGGAUUUGUCGGAAGAUGAAAUUUUUCAUGCUUGUACUUUAGGGUGGUGUAUUGAAUGGCUUCAGGCAUAUUUUCUUGUUCUUGACGAUAUUAUGGACAACUCCCACACCCGUCGUGGUCAGCCUUGUUGGUUCAGAAUGCCCAAGGUUGGUCUUAUUGCUGCUAAUGAUGGGAUCCUACUUCGUAACCACAUUCCCAGAAUUCUCAAGAAACACUUCAGAGAAAGGCCAUACUAUGUGGAUCUUCUGGAUUUAUUUAAUGAGGUGGAGUUCCAGACGUCUUCAGGACAAAUGAUUGAUUUGAUUACCACGAUUGAGGGGGAAAAAGAUCUAUCUCGAUACACAUUGCCUCUUCAUCGCCGCAUUGUUCAGUACAAAACUGCCUAUUAUUCAUUUUACCUUCCGGUUGCAUGUGCAUUGCUUAUGUCGGGUGAGAAUCUGGACAACCACGAGGAUGUAAAGAACAUUCUCAUUGAAAUGGGAACCUACUUCCAAGUUCAGGAUGAUUAUUUGGACUGCUUUGGUGAUCCAGAAGUUAUUGGUAAGAUUGGGACAGACAUUGAAGAUUUUAAGUGCUCGUGGAUGGUUGUGAAAGCAGUUGAACACUCCAAUGAGGAACAAAAGAAACUAUUACAUGAGAAUUAUGGAAAGGCAGAUCCAGCUUGUGUUGCAAAAGUAAAGGCACUUUACAAAGAUCUUGAUCUUCAGGGUGCAUUUGCCGAGUAUGAGAGCAGUAGUUAUGAAAAGCUGGUAUCAUCAAUUGAAGCUCAUCCAAGCAAAUCAGUGCAAGCUGUGUUGAAAUCAUUCCUGGGGAAGAUUUACAAGAGGCAGAAAUAGGGAAAAAGGAAGCAAAAGGGUAGAGUUUUAAUUGUGUCUUUCCCCCAUAAUUUCUGUUUCUUUUUCUCAUUGUAGUUGUAUCCUAUUUUCAGCUGUAUGACUGUGUCUGCUUUAUUUUUGCCAGUAAGUUUUCUGCCCUUUUUGACAUAUAGGCAAUCUUUCAGUAGGCGACACAUAGUUGUGGUUGUAUUCCUCUGCUCUUUGCAACCCAUUGAUACUAGGUAAGAAAAAUGGAUUUUGAUGAGUCUUUUUGAA
Macadamia integrifolia is the source of this 1656-nucleotide messenger RNA. RefSeq names its product farnesyl pyrophosphate synthase 1-like. The record is from RefSeq and is a predicted model, not a curated record. Gene Ontology annotation, molecular function: dimethylallyltranstransferase activity; (2E,6E)-farnesyl diphosphate synthase activity. The transcript is spliced from 12 exons. Gene Ontology annotation, biological process: trans, trans-farnesyl diphosphate biosynthetic process. Gene Ontology annotation, cellular component: cytoplasm. Lineage: Eukaryota; Viridiplantae; Streptophyta; Magnoliopsida; Proteales; Proteaceae. Bases 352 to 1401 code for a protein of 349 amino acids.